Moesziomyces antarcticus is the source of this 1062-nucleotide messenger RNA. RefSeq lists its product as uncharacterized. Gene Ontology annotation, molecular function: oxidoreductase activity; zinc ion binding. The transcript has a single exon. NCBI's taxonomy places the organism in Eukaryota, Fungi, Basidiomycota, Ustilaginomycetes, Ustilaginales, Ustilaginaceae. The record is from RefSeq and is a predicted model, not a curated record. Bases 1 to 1062 code for a protein of 353 amino acids.
AUGUCUGCACCUACUACCAUGAAGGCGGUCGUCAUCCAGGGCCCCGAAAAGGUCGCCGUCGUCGAACGACCCAUCCCCACGCCCGGUCCGGGCGAAGUGGUGGUCAAGGUCAGCCUCGCCGCGCUGUGCGGUUCGGACCUGCACAUCUACCGCGGCCACCAGCCCGUGCCGCACUACGACUUUGUGCUGGGCCACGAAUUCGUCGGCUCGGUCCACACCAUCGGCGAGGGAAUCAAGAACUGGAAGCAGGGCGACAAGGUGGUGUCGCCCUUCACCGUGUCGUGUGGCGACUGCUUCUUCUGCAACCGCGGCCAGACCGGAAGAUGCACCCAGUCGCGCGUGUUUGGCAGUGUGCCCCUCGACGGUGCGCAGGCAGAGUACGUCCUCGUGCCGCUCGCCGAUACAACCCUCUACCCGAUCCCCGCCGACGUGCCCGACGAAAUCAUGCUGCUCACCGCCGACAUCUUCCCCACGGGCUACUUUGUCGCCAACAACGCCUACACCAUGCUCAACGAUGCCGAGCGCAAGGACUCGGUGGCGGUCGUCAUCGGCUGUGGCCCCGUCGGCCUUUGUGCCGUCACGGCAGCUUGCUCGUUCUUCAAGACGGUCUAUGCCAUCGACAGCGUGCCCGAGCGUCUGGCCGAAGCCAAAAAGCACGGCGCCAUCCCGCUCCACCUCACCGACGACGACUGCGUCCAGGUGCUCAAGGACGCCACCGAGGGCCGUGGAGCCGAUGUGGCGCUCGAGGUCGUCGGAGCAGAGGAUGCGCUCAAGCUCGCCGUCAAGAUCGUGCGCAACUUUGGCGUGGUGUCGUCGUGCGGCAUCCACACGCACGCCGUCACGCUCGAGGGGCUCGAUCUGUACAACAAGAAUCUGCGCUUCCAGUUCGGCCGCUGCCCCGUGCGCGCCGUCUUUGACCCGGCCGUCAAACUGCUCGCCAAACACCACGACCUGUUCGGCAGCUUCAUCCAGCACACCCGACCCAUCGAAGACGCACCCGAGUACUACAAGCUCUUCAACGACCGAAAGGUGCUCAAGACCGUCUUCAAAAUGCAGCACUAA